Messenger RNA from Colletotrichum tamarilloi, 741 nucleotides. RefSeq lists its product as uncharacterized. Lineage: Eukaryota; Fungi; Ascomycota; Sordariomycetes; Glomerellales; Glomerellaceae. The record is from RefSeq and is a predicted model, not a curated record. The coding region runs from base 1 to 741 and encodes 246 amino acids. The transcript has a single exon.
AUGUCCAGAAGCGGCCGCAGCUCCAACAAUGGGGACACACCCCCACGCCGUCUCUCCCCAGGAAACAUGAACGGCUUCUCCGUCCUAGACGCAUACUGGCACAUGAACCAGAACGCCGCCCGCAACAACGCAGCUUUCACCGGCAACGCCAACAACGGCGCAGGCUUCUCCGGGCCAACCUACGGCGGCGGUCCCAGUAUCAACGGUGGCUCAACUAACAUCCCCUUUCGCCCCUCCCCCAACGGCAUGAAUGGGAUCAACGGGAGCAGACAGCAGAACCCCCUGACUCCAAUGCGUCCUGCUCCUCGCAGCCCGCCGUUCACCCACGCCGGUAUUGGCCGCGGCUCUCCUGGGCCUAAUAUGAACGGCACAGGCUACGGUAGAGGUGGCCCCUCAAAUGGCGGCGGCGGAUUAGCAUUCAUGUCUGGUACCGCCGGUCGAGGUCCCCGCGCCAGCGAUGCGUACCGGAACAGUCCUGCUGCUCCAUUCGGUGUACCGGGCGGCUAUGGGCGGGGCGGCGGUGGUUCUCCUACCCAGAACGGUAUGACCAACGGAUAUACCAACGGCUAUACUAACGGCUAUCGCUCCGAUGACGAGAGCUCUAAUGGUAGUCCUACCCGUAGUCCCAACGGUCAAGGCCGUGGGCGUGGAGGCGGAUACGGUGGAGGAUAUGGUCCCUAUGGACCAUACGGCCGCGGUGGCGGUGGUGUUGGCGGCGGCCGGGGCGGUCCUUCCUACUAG